AUCAUGUUCACAAACCGGAGACUGGACUCGGCUCUCCCUCCCUCGCAAUGGAUCAGAGGAUAGCAGCUGCGUUGCAAGGCUACAUAAACAGAGCACCUCCAAGACGCCUUGAGAAGCAAGCACACCAAGCCAUAGCCAUUCGAGCAGCGACGAAAACGGAACAAGGAACUAACCGUGCAUUGCUAGCAGCUGGACUUGGAGUUGAUCCUUCCACCAUCGCCAUGGACGGCAACAAGACCCGUGAUCCGCUGCUUGCGACCGUGGCCACCAAGACCAUCCCGGCUGCCGUCCGGCGGGCCAGCGGAUGGGCGCUCUUCACCGCCUGCGGCACCCUCGCGUCCUUCGCCUUGGGCCACGCGGUCACCUACGCACUCGGCCAGCAUGUUGGUCUGGGCGCAGUCCUCCUUCUUCCUGCGGUGCGCCCAGUGGACGGACGCGGAGGCCGACGAGGAGAGCGCGCUCUGGUUCGGGAUGCUCUGCUGCGCCCUACUCCAGGCUCCCGUGCCGCCGCCGCUGGGUCCGCCGCGCCCUCGCCUACCUCGCGCUCGUGGUCACCUUCCUCGGCCACUGCAUGUACGCCGUCCACGUCCGCCUCAUCCUGGCCGCCGACCCAGGAUACGUCUUCGCCAGGAUCUUGUGCACGGCGGACCUCAUCAUUUUCGCGGGGGGUGACCUCCUCUGCUUCCUGGGCCUCCUCCUCGGAGGUGGCAACUGAUGAGCAGGGCAAAGCAGAAUCAGCCGAUCGAUAAGUUCAGCUAGCUGCAGCCGAUCAUGUCCAUGGAUCAGUUCGUUCAUGAGGUACUGUACUGAGGAAGUGAUGAGUACCUAGCUAGUUCUAUGGAAUACUAAUAAAGUAGAGUAUGAAUUAUAUACUAUAACUAUUGAUCGAUGAAGUGCGGUAUGUCUGAAUAUGAUCGACUAUACUAGUUAGCGUGGACUGUGGUCGUCUUUGAUGUAUUGAACGUUUCCCUGCAGUGUACUUAUCAGACAUGAGUUAUAUGAUCCAGUUUCAGUAUAAUUGAUGUUGGUGAA
Messenger RNA from Triticum urartu, 1032 nucleotides. NCBI's taxonomy places the organism in Eukaryota, Viridiplantae, Streptophyta, Magnoliopsida, Poales, Poaceae. The record is from RefSeq and is a predicted model, not a curated record.